Molecule: messenger RNA, 1053 nt
Organism: Ailuropoda melanoleuca (giant panda)
Lineage: Eukaryota; Metazoa; Chordata; Mammalia; Carnivora; Ursidae
Product: ral guanine nucleotide dissociation stimulator-like
Exons: 5
Biological process (GO): small GTPase-mediated signal transduction
Molecular function (GO): guanyl-nucleotide exchange factor activity
Source: RefSeq, a predicted model, not a curated record
UGUGUUUGUCGUCGUUCCCCAUCUCAAAUUCCGCUUCCAAAGCUGAGCGUGUUUCUCUGUGGGGGACGUGCGUGUCUGAGCUCCAGUCCCCCACCCUCCUGGCGGCCCACGCUGCUACCGCUGACCACACGCCCCUCCUUCGUCCCACCCCAGUGUGAAAACGAGUCCGCGCUGAACCUGUAUGAGACCUGCAAGGUGCGGACGGUGAAAGCGGGCACGCUGGAGAAGCUGGUGGAACACCUGGUGCCCGCCUUCCGGGACAGCGAUCUCUCCUAUGUCACUGUCUUCCUGUGCACCUACCGAGCCUUCACCACCACCCAGCAGGUCCUGGACCUGCUGUUCAAAAGAUACGGAUGCAUCCUCCCUUAUUCUGACGAGGACGGCGGACCCCAGGACCAAUUGAAAAAUGCCAUCUCCUCCAUUCUGGGCACCUGGCUGGACCAGUACUCGGAGGACUUCUGUCAGCCCCCAGACUUUCCCUGCCUCAAGCAGCUGGUGGCCUACGUACAGCUCAACAUGCCUGGUUCCGACCUGGAGCGCCGUGCCCACCUUCUGCUGGCCCAGCUGGAGCACGCAGGGCCCCCGGAGGCUGAGCCCGAGGCUCCAGCGCCAGUUCUAAAAACGGCUCCAGAACUAGAGCCAGCUUUAGCACCAACUCUCCUGCCCGCCCCAGAGCCCGAGGCAGCCCCAGCACCCGCUCCAGAGCCCGAGGCACCCCCGGCACCCACUCCAGAGCCCGAGGCAGCCCCGGCACCCGCUCCAGAGCCCGAACUAUCUCUGUCACAAACUCUCAAGCUGGAGGCAGCUCCAGCACCCGGGCCUCCCUGGCCCUCACCUGUGGCUGCAGAAAAUGGCCUGAAUGAGAAGCCUCACCUCUUGGCCUUCCCUCCCGACCUGGUGGCAGAGCAGUUUACCCUGAUGGAUGCGGAGCUGUUCAAGAAGGUGGUGCCGUACCACUGCCUGGGCUCCAUCUGGUCGCAGAGGGAUAAGAAGGGCAAGGAACACCUGGCUCCCACUGUCCGCGCCACUGUCACCCAGUUCAACAACGUGGCC